This is a messenger RNA of Paramecium primaurelia, 393 nucleotides long. The record is from the annotation of a GenBank genome assembly. NCBI's taxonomy places the organism in Eukaryota, Ciliophora, Oligohymenophorea, Peniculida, Parameciidae.
AUGUCAAAAAUUAAUUGUUAUGAAGAUGGAUUAAACUAAUUGAUAAUGCAAAUCAAGAACCAAAUUCAUUAAUCAACUAGAAAAAAUAGAUUCUAAAUUUAAGAAAUGAGAUAGAAUGAUUUUGAAAUAAGAUCAAAUCUACUUUAAUUUAGAUUAAAUUAUAGAAAUAGUACUGCAAACUCAUAAGCAUUAAAUAGAUAUUCAAAAUAAAUAGAAAUAAAAAAGAGAUAUUCUCUUUUACCUAUAAAAAGCAUUCUUUUAAAAUCUCCAAAAAAAUCAAUUAAAGAAAAGUUGAAUAAAUAAUCUAGUAUCAAUAGAGAAGAAUUAAUAAAAUUAAAAUGCGAAAUAAGAGCAUGGACUAUUAAUAAUACCAACUAAACAGAUUAAUAAUGA